This is a messenger RNA of Trifolium pratense (red clover), 941 nucleotides long. Its product is annotated as glyoxylase I 4-like. Lineage: Eukaryota; Viridiplantae; Streptophyta; Magnoliopsida; Fabales; Fabaceae. The transcript is spliced from 3 exons. Bases 223 to 741 code for a protein of 172 amino acids. The record is from RefSeq and is a predicted model, not a curated record.
ACAUCCGUGACAAAUCUUUUAUAGGUUGUACCAAACAUUAUUUGCUUCCAUUUUUCUACAUCUUCUCUUCCUUAACAAUAAUUUGUGAUCACAUUUAUUUUUCUCUAUAGUUUUUAUCAUCACUCUAUACCUUUUUGUAUAAAGUUUUCAUCUUUGUUAUUUGGAUCAUCAUUUUCUUUUCUAGUUCAAUUGAGUGUGAUUUGAAGGAAUUUUCUAGAGAAAAUGAAGGAAAAUGUUGGAAACCCUUUACAUCUAAAGUCAGUGAAUCAUAUCUCACUCAUAUGCAGAUCAGUUGAAGAGUCAAUGGAUUUCUACCAAAAUGUUCUUGGUUUCUUUCCGAUCAGAAGGCCUGGUUCUUUUGAUUUUGAUGGUGCAUGGCUAUUUGGCUAUGGGAUUGGAAUUCAUUUGCUAGAAGCUGAGAACCCAGAGAAGUUGCCAAAGAAAAAAGAAAUAAAUCCAAAGGAUAAUCACAUAUCUUUCCAGUGUGAGAGCAUGGGAGCAGUGGAAAAAAAGCUGAAAGAAAUGGAAAUCAAUUAUGUUCGAGCAACAGUUGAGGAAGGUGGAAUUCAAGUAGAUCAACUAUUUUUCCAUGACCCAGAUGGUUUCAUGAUUGAGAUAUGCAAUUGUGAUAGUCUUCCUGUAAUUCCAUUAGUUGGUGAAGUGGCAAGAUCAUGCUCUCGUUUGAAUCUUCACCUAAUGCAGAAUCAGAAUCAGCAACAAAUUCAUAAGAUCGUUAAGUGAUUAUUAUAUUAUCAUUGUGAUGUGACCAAGCUGAGGAAAACGUUGAAUGUAUGAUGAGUCAUGAAAUUGUACUUUUUUCUUUUGUUGUUAUUGUCUAGUUGUCAAUUUAAUUAUGUUCUUCCUAGUAUGUUAAAUAUUAAUAAAUAAUUGGCAAAUUUGUUCCUACUCGAAAUAGAGUGGUUCACUUUUUGGGUUGCUAA